UUCAAUUGUCUCCGCAUUAUGAAAUUGAACUGAAAAAGCAGAUAUUUAAAUUUAAUGAAUUAGAACUUGAUUUCAGACAACUUUAGAGAAAAAAUGGGAUAACAGAUAAUAUUGUGAUGGAAUGCAGAUAACUUAGAAGAUGAGUGGACUUGAUCAUUGUUAUCCAACCCUUCCCAUCCCCAUAGUUCGAAAACAUUCUGGUUCCCCCCACAACAUAGAUUCAUCCUCACCAUGCCAGUCUAACAUAUUCAACUAUGAAACCCUGGAUCACCUAGAUACAGGAUGUACGCCUGAAACCCUGAAUGUAUCUGUUGGAUCUACAGAUACUAACUCAGGACAUCUGGAUAUAUCUGGAGGGUUCUCUCUCUCCAGCUCUCUCAACUCAAGGAACUCAUUCCUCUUUGAAGAUUUCUCCGAGGAACAUCAUGAUGAGAUAUCCUUCCCACCUUUCCAAGAUACCCGAGCAUUAAUAGUUCGUGAAGUUUAUCAAGUUGAGAAAUCUUAUGUGGAGUCUCUGCAGUUCCUCUUGUUUGUGAGUAAAAUUAAAGAUUUUUAA
This is a messenger RNA of Eurytemora carolleeae, 556 nucleotides long. RefSeq lists its product as uncharacterized. The transcript is spliced from 5 exons. The coding region runs from base 140 to 556 and encodes 138 amino acids. NCBI's taxonomy places the organism in Eukaryota, Metazoa, Arthropoda, Copepoda, Calanoida, Temoridae. The record is from RefSeq and is a predicted model, not a curated record.